UUUACCUGGAAAACAAAAAUGCUGUUGACUAUUUUUUUUGAUAAGCUUAAUUCACGCCUUUAAGUUAUAAAAAGUGCUUUAAUUUCCACUAAAUAUAAAGUAUUUAAACUUUAAUCAUUUCAUUUUCUUUUUCUUUCCAUUGGUUUGUUUUCAAUGAACUUCUCAGAUCUUAUAUUUGACUUUUAUUUGUCUGCAGGGCUCAGUCGCUCAUUAAACUAGUUACACUUGACUAGGAGCGCUGAAGGUGUGCAUUGCAAUAGCAGUAACUAUAAGUAAGGAUUUAACCUGUAUUGUGUUCUCACUCAUAUAAAUGUGUGCUCGGUUUGCCUCUAAGACGUCAAUAAUCCAGUUAUUCUGCAUGGUGGCUCUCACUUUGAUAUGUACGACCUAAAAAUGAACUCCUAGCAUGUCAGACUGCUGGGCAAAUAGUGCAAAGUGCCCAUAAGAAGGUUAUUCAGCUAAAGAUGGUUUUCUUAGAUUUUCCACACAAGUAUACAACAUCUGCCGACAUCAGGUGAUUCUCAAACUAAUGAGCAACACUCAUAUUAACAGCUGGAUAUCUCAAAAUAAGAGGGAAAUAUUUGUUGCUGCUCCAAAAAGUCAAGAACAAAAAAAAUUGUUCCUAUUUGUUGUCCUUGAAACACAGUGAUCAAAACAGGAAUCUUGGCUGAAAAAAUCAAAAUGUAUUUGCUUAUGUGAGUUUUGUGGAAUUUAUUUUGUUUUUUCAGGGGAAAACAAAUCGCACUGAUGUAGUCAGAAAGCCUCAGUUAUCAAAUAUGAUACCCUCGGCAUUAAGAGUUUAAGUGUGUUGUAUUUUAUUUUUAUAUAUACUUUUAUAUUGCUUUUUUAAAUUGCCUUGAGGCAUCAUUGUGAGCCUAUGUUUUUAUCUUUAUAUUAAACAACAUUGACAUUAUCUGUAAUUAAAUGUGCUAUUUAAGUAAAACUGACAUUGGCAUAUCUGAUGGGAACAUUUUCCAUGGGAUACACUCACUUUAAAGUAAUAACGAUGCCCUUUUGAAGGUAUAAAAUAUGUAAACGUUUUUUGCUUUGUCUCAAAACCUUUCUAAAUGUUUGCUAACAUUUUGGUCAUAGCAAUUAUAAAAAUAGUGUUGCUUCCAAAGAGGCCAAAUGCUAAACGAAUGCAGCAGUUUCCUUCUGACCUUCUUCCCGGUGCAGCUCUGCUCUCUGUAAUGGGGAAUGGGCUGGUGCUGGUGAUCUGUUACCUCAGGAGGAAGAAGAUGGUGGGCUCGGAGCUGCUGUGCGUCAACCUGGCUGUUGUCGACUUCCUCAGCUGCAUCUGCUUCUACCCGCUCGCCAUCUUGUCCUCCUUCCACCACGCCUGGCUGGGAGAAAACAUCACGUGCGUUUACUACGGCUUCGGCUGCUACAUUUUCGGCUUGUGCGGCAUGUUCACCAUCACUGCCAUCAGCAUCAUCCGCUACCUAAAGACCUGCUACAGCUUGGCUUACGCUGUGUGGCUGAAAGGAACCAACAUCCGCCUCUUGUGCUGUGCUAUCUGGCUGGUUGCUACAGUGUGGUCCAGCUUCCCUCUGUUCGGCUGGGGCGAGUACGUCCCCGAGCCUUACGGACUGUCCUGCACAAUCGCCUGGCGGGGUUAUCACACCUCUGCCAAGGAUGCCUUCUAUGUCAUCUGCUCCUUUGCCUGCUUCACGCUGGUUCCCGUCCUCCUCAUUGUGGUGUCGCAGUGCAGGAUCCUCUACAAGGUGUCCCGCUUCUCCUACUUGCUGUCUGCUAGGGGCAUCCGCAACAACCUGCGCCGCGCUGAGAAGCGGCUCUCCAUGAUGUUUUUCUGCAUCAGUUUGGGUUUUGUAAUUGCCUGGGCUCCCUACGCUGUCGUGUCCUUCCUUUUCAUUUUCCACAAGGAGCACCGGUACAUGGCUCCGGAGGGUUUCGUGUUUCCCGCCCUCUUCGCCAAAAGCUCCCACAUCUACAACCCAUUCAUCUACUUCUACUUCAACAAGACUUUCCAGCGGGAGCUCCACCGGCUGCUUCUCUCAACCUACCACAAGCUGGGAGGAAACCGAGUUGGGGUCCACGUUACCACAGCCCAUCAGGCCCCAAACCCCAUCCAUAUUCAGCUCCAGGAACAAGGAUCCAGCCAAAAGAAUAAAUUGGGCUCGUCUCAGGAUGGAACUCAAAGCAAACAUAAACGCAAAGUACUGCAGAGCAGCAACAACCACGACAGGCUGGUGUACACCUGCUGGGGCUCCACAUCGAAGAAAGCCUCCACCAUCUCCAAUAAUAAACCUGCCAGGGCCUCCAUGCCUAUCUCUAUAUAAACAAAUUAAUUAAUUAAUUAAACAACCAUUAGUCUAACCCACGUGGGCCAGGGUACCACGUAGUGUUGCAUUUGAGUUCACUGAGAUGAGCAGUUCACAUAUUUGGGCUAAUUCUGUGUUGCCAGUGUUUCCCCUGCAGUGGCCGCAGCCUGCACCACUCUGUGUGUGUUGGGGAAGUUUUACAGUAAGAAACUUUUACCAAAUGUCAUCAUCUAUGUGGUCUUAACUGAUCGUAAAGAAAGCUGAAGAGGUAAAAACCACAUCAAAACUGUACAGAUAUUUUAGUUUUUUGCUAUUUUGUCUCGUUUCUUGACUCGUGUUGUUUGGAUGAGCAGCUCUUGAGAAAAGCUGCGACCAGUCUGCCCGUUCUGCACGACUACGUUUUGAACACACACUCACACACAAUCAGUGAAUGUAUCUUUGUCGCUGUCCUCUUUUUCAAACAAUAACUUGCCUGCAUGUGAUACGUUUGCAGGCUCUGUACUGCAUUUGCUGAUUUUGUAACUUAUGCGUGAGACUGUGAGAACGUAUUUCGACCAGUGUGUGUCCAAAUACUUCGACUCAGAGGUGCAUGUGAGGACUGUUCACAGGCGUCAGACGAACUGGAAUUCAGCUUGACACUGGAAUUUCAUUUUUUAAAACGAGACUUGCAGUCUUUGAACAUUUAUGUAAUUUGGACAUUUCAGUGUUUCAUUUUUAAUAAACUUAUAAAACAACUCAAAAC
Messenger RNA from Haplochromis burtoni (Burton's mouthbrooder), 3024 nucleotides. RefSeq names its product opsin 8, group member c (gene opn8c). The record is from RefSeq and is a predicted model, not a curated record. The transcript is spliced from 3 exons. Gene Ontology annotation, biological process: G protein-coupled receptor signaling pathway. Bases 1068 to 2300 code for a protein of 410 amino acids. Gene Ontology annotation, molecular function: G protein-coupled receptor activity. Gene Ontology annotation, cellular component: membrane. Lineage: Eukaryota; Metazoa; Chordata; Actinopteri; Cichliformes; Cichlidae.